This is a messenger RNA of Danaus chrysippus (African queen), 2304 nucleotides long. NCBI's taxonomy places the organism in Eukaryota, Metazoa, Arthropoda, Insecta, Lepidoptera, Nymphalidae. The record is from the annotation of a GenBank genome assembly.
AUGGAGGUCAAUCCUUUAAAUAUAUUUUUCGUGAAAUCUGAUAGUAAAGGGGAUAGAUUGCUAUUCAGAUAUCCCUACACUAGUGAGAACAAAGAUGAGAGUAAGCAGAAGAAAUGUGGUCGUCACAAUCCCUAUGCGGUUAACUGUACAGAAGACCUUUUACAAAAUUCUCAAACCCAAACAUCAAAUAUCUGUAAAGGUCAAUUGAGUGGCUUCACCGAUGAGAUGCUAUCAACUUUAUUUGCUGUAAAAGCUGAGUUAUGCAAUAGAAAGUUUGAAUUGAAAGUAAAUGAUGUGAGAUUUGUGGGUCAUCCAACACUACUGCCUUAUAGAACAAAUAAAGAUGACACAGCGGCCAUGAUUCUUAUAAACAUAGUGUUUGCAUUACAGGCUUCGGCUAGUCAUUCUAUUGUGAAAUGUUACUACGAUUUAAGUAAAAGACUCGGAAAGGCGUUACGGCAUGAAGAGAAGAGAUGUUCUUAUUUGACAGAAGAAAUGAAAAUUAUGCUUGCAGCACAUGAUGAAAUUUCAGCAUUGGAUAGCGAAAUAAAUUCCGGUGAGAAUGACGAUGAUGAAGAGAACUUAAGACACUCAGUGAGUUCAAUGAACUUUAACACAGACAAUGGUCCUAAUGCCACACCAAAAUCCGCCUUUCAUAUAAUUUUACAAAGAAGCUCCCUAGCUAGGUCUAUGAAAUCUGUUUUUGAAGAAUUAAGUAGCACAGGUAUUGUACAAGUACGGAUAAAUAAAUGGGUGUUAUUAUCAUUCUGUUUACCACAUAAAGCCCAUCAAAUACACAAUAGAGGCCUUAUUAUAGAACCAGAGACAAUAGAUAAAUGUGUACAGAAGUUAAGGCCAUACCAUGGAAUAUUGCUUAUGGUUAAUCCAAAUGAUUUAUUGGCAUCAAUUCCAUUAGAUGGAAGUCCAGCCUUAUUGAGACUCAUAAAAUUAUAUAGUCCACUGAAAAGUCUUCAAACAUUAGCUAUUGAAGCUGAUCUGACGCUUACACAGGCGUUUCAACUAACUGGUCAUCUAGUGUAUUGGGCUAAAGCAACAGUGAUAUAUCCUUUAUGUGAGGGUAAUGUGUAUGUAGUCGCCCCAGGAGCUAAUGUACACAUACACUCACCGCUCGUUGAUGAAUUCGCUAAGGAGUUUCCCGGAUUAUGUUUGUUACAGAUGUUGAGCGAGUUCUCUCUACCGGCUCCAUUGUGGUAUGUGUCACGUGGCGCGUGGGGUUCCCGCUGCCGGCCAGCCAGACUGGUCGCCUGGCUGCUGCGAAGGAGAUUAUUACUGCAGCUGCACACAUACGUGCAGUUCAACUCGCCGCACCACACCAACUGGCCGCAACACCCGCUCGCAGAUGGCAAAGAAUACGUGUGUGAGAAACACGACGUGUAUUACCAUUCGAACAACGUGUCAUAUUCAUCGUUGAAUCAAGUGCAGCUGAACGUGCCAGAACCGGUCGAAUCUAGAGAGAGCGUCAACAACUUCCCAGAUUCAGACGAAGAUUAUCCUACACAGAAUAACUUGAAUCAAACAGAUUUCUCACACACGCAACCAAUAGUCAUUGAAUCCGAUCAUACUAAAUACGAUAACUUCAACGAAACGGAUUCAGCGCAUCACUCUUUCGACGAUGGCGUAGAUGUAGUAGAUGGUCUAGUUAAAACUAAUGGUUACGACAAAGAUAUACAGAAGAAAACUCAAAUGAAUUCCGUCGACAGCGGCAUAUCUAACAUAAAUGGCCACGCUGAGAAUAUUAAGAACGAUAGAUCAAUACAAUCGAGACUUUCGAAUCUGUCUUUGAAAGAAAGUGAAAAUAUGUUGAGGGAUAUGAGCAGCGAUGAAGAUAGAUUUGAUGACUCGAACACGUCGCCGCGACUACACAACGGGCAUGGACAAAAUGGCGUCGAUAAGAAAAAUGGAGUGUCGUUGAAUCUCAAACUACAGAGCGAAAUGAGUUUCCAGUCACCCACAGUAUGGAGCGCCCCCCUAGGUUGCGAGGCGGCGGACACAUGCCGCGCGCCCGACCCGCCCUCCACCGAGUCUCUCCUGGACACAUUCACUAGUGAGGAGCGAGCGGUCCUCGCGACUAUACCCGCUGCCGACAACCAGGACGACCUGCUGUUACUCGCACAGCUACAUAAGAAAGGAUAUUUCAGAGGUGAACAACAUCUGGAGGAGAUCAUGUUUAUGGAGAACGUGACUAGAUCACAAUUGAUGCAGCUUUUAGACAAAUUCAAAGACGUUCUCAUCACCUUCGAGACCGAAGACCCAGCCGUCGCUAUGCUAUAUCCCUACUAUUAG